AUGGCAUUGACCGUGACAGCUCCACUGGCGCCCUGUCUGUACACCGAGGCCUGCCUGAACAUCGAGCCUACUUACGCCAACUCGACCCUACACAUUCCUACCGAAGGCCCAUCCUCGUUCUUUUCGCGCAAACGUCCAAGGGCCGAUGACAUCCUAGCCGACGCCGAUGAAGAUGCAUACGCGAAACGUCACCUGGCCACCGAGUCCUCCAUCUUCUUCCGUCGCCAGAACAGGAACCCGCGAUGCUUCCUCUGGCGCGUGCUCGAGGAGGGCAAGCUGCUACACAUUCAGAGUGUCGACCUGAUCCAAGCCCGCAGAAACACCCAAGAAAGCGUCAUCACCUUCGCUCUGAGCUUCAGCAACCCCAUCAGGGCCAAUGGAGUCGCCUUCGCCGAUGCUGUCGAGCGCGACGCCCUCGAAGUCUUCGUCCUGACCACCAGCAACGAACUCUUUACCUUCACCCUGCGCAAAGACCUCCUCCUUCGUGGCUCGCUGCCCUCGCCUGCCGAGUUCGAUCCCACCAGCUGUUUCAAGGUCUACCAGUCGCCUUCUUUCAGCUUCCGAGUACCUUACAAGCUCGUCGCUCUUAGUUCGAUGGACUUGCUCGUUUCCCUCGGCGAUGGUGGCCUGUUGCGCCUCACAAGAAACGUCGGACAGGGCCAAGGAUCGUGGCAUGAGACUUCAUUCAGCGAACCUGGCUGGGGAUCAUCCUUCAAGACCUUCUUCUCUAUGAGAAGUAAUCCCAUAAAAAUAAACGGCCUGGACCUCGAGCCCUCAACCGCCGCUGCUAUUGCCUUAUCCCCGGAUACAGCUCAUGUUUUUACCGUGUGCCUGAACCAUACUCUGAAAGCAUGGAAUACACAAACCGGAAAGCUGGGUGUCCAGACCGACCUUCUCAAUGAGAACAAUAGGGAUUUGCAAUCUGCCUCAUCCCAAUUUGUGAUGAACACUGCUCCAGGAACUCUUCUCAAGCUUCUUCAAGUCGACGGUAGUCCCGACGGCGACAUGUACUACGCUGUCACGAACUCUCCAAAAGAUCACCAGUUCAAGUUCUGGGCAAUCAUGGAUGCUGAUGAUAUCGAGUUUGGCAUCCGUGACGUUCAACCAGACACUCAACUCAUCCCUCCUCUUGACGAGCUGAUGAACACAAACGCCUGGCAACUUGUUGAGUACCACGUUCGUCCAUCUAAAGGCUGGCGCAACACUCAACUGUGGAUCCGUGUCAGAUCUGGUACUGUCUGCAAGAUCUUCACUUUAACCUUCGAUCUGCUUUGUGGACCUGAGGAUCUCGAAGAUGCAUGGCGCAACAACUGGGCCUUUGUCGACGAUGGUUCUCUGACCAUUGAGGCUCUAAUGGAAGACCCCUCAUUUCCAGGCGAUGCUGAUAUUCAGCUCAGGGUAGAAGAUUGUUCCAGUCUCAGCGAUCAAUGGCUGGACUUCUUCUUUUAUCCCGGCAGGUUCAGCGUGUCUAUGCUUGAAAGCGCUUUGCACAUCUACAAGAAAGGCUUGAAACUCUCAACUGAUUCAUCUCGAUCGAUCAAGGAGAUUCCACUCAAGGGGAGAAUCUGCGAUGCGAUUGCCGCCAAAAUCAGUGUCGAUCAAGAUUCUGAGGGUCACUUAGAUUUCGACAGGUACCAGUCCGAGAUCGCUGCGCAAUGGCACGUCUUCUUUGGUCUAGUUCGACACCUUCACACUAGACGUGGUGAAUCUCUCUCUUUGGCAUUCGACAUGGAAACAGACCUUGCUUGGUCAAUCAGAGCAGAUCAAGUCGGCCCCGUCAGGCAAUGUUCCGAAGUUGAAGUCAUGAAUCUCAACAGGGAUGUUUUCCUUACUCAAGAAGACUCCUUCAUCGUCAACUCCAUGCCCCUUGCUGACCAUCUGACCGACGAGACUAGCGUGCACAUUGGCCGUCUUCUUGCUGGUGCGAGAACUUUCAGAAGAGGACUUUCUUCAGAAUUUCAGACUGUCUUUGAAACGGCGAGUGCCGAAGAUGCUCUCAAGAUUGGCGCCAACGACACGACACCAAAUGGGACCCAGGAUAAACACCUCGGAGACUUGCGGCAGCUCUACGAACUCUGUGCCCUCCACACUGAAGUUUCGGAUGAGGAUUUCAACCAACUAACAGAGUCGAUGCAAGAACUUGGUGGACUUGGUGACUUGGACAAUGAGCUGUUUUACGCUGCUGUCGAACGCCUCGCUGAGCCCGAACAAGGUGGUGAAGGAGACCAAGCACUUACCCGCUACGGCGACAAGGCAACGAUACGCGGCGCUCAGGACACGCUUACCUUGACAAGAGAUAUCAUUCUUGACCUCCUCGCUUUGGUAGUCUUUAUGGCUGGUGAUCUCGAGGAGGAGGAACUUUCGCCUAGUUUCAGGCCUUCGGAGUUGUACGAGCAGCUGGUUGUGAAGCUCAAGGAACACAAUGUUCUGUUGUGGCUUGCUAGCAAUGUGCGAGAGGAACCAACGAAGAAGGCUAAGGAUGCCCUCGACAGCCCCGUCUCCAAAUCUAACAAAUCACAGUACCAUCCCACUCUGACGGUGCUUGAAAGCAUCUUCAUCGGGGACUGGCAUAGCUUGCGAUUCCCAGCUUCGGAAACUCUACCGUUCCUCAUCACUUACUGGUGCCGUGCAUGGACAUAUGGAGCUAACAUUUCCAAUGCCUACAAUGGUGUUGUCUGGCAUGUCUUGGGCAACCUCUUGAAGCAUCAGGACUACGAUCUGGCCAUGGACUUCCUCAAAUUCGUACCUGAAGGAUCCUGGGCUUCCUAUCUUCGAGGAAGACUGAACCUCGCAAUCGGAGAAUAUGCUCUGGCCGCCGAGUAUUUCAGACAAGCAGCCGAGAAACUCGCUUCCGGAGAGAGGGAUCAAAGGAUCGAUGAACUGGAUACGUCAAGCUUGAUCGAUCCUCAGGCGCGCAACUUUUUCAACGAUGGACUCCCUCGUUACUAUCUGCACAUUUCGUACCUAUUCGAGCGCAGCCGGCUGUAUUCUUACACGGCUGACUUCGCCUCGCUUGCUGCUCAGGAGUUUGCAGUGAACUUUGAGAACUUUGACGACAACUCGUUGAUCGACCUAGACACACGCAAGCAGGGAAUGCACGGUAGCCCUGCGGCCACAAAGGUCAACUUGGCGAUGGAGGAAAUCAAGCUGUUGCGGGUGCGCGAGCUGAAGGAAGACAUUCUGAUGCGCGUGUUCAACGCCUCGUUGCAGAUCUGCCGCUACAGGCCUGCCUUGGACGCUCUGCUUGUCUUUGGAAAUCCUGCGCUACGCAAAACUUCACUUCAAGCUUUGCUACAGUCGCUUAUCGCCACAAACAGGAUGAACACACUUCUUUCGCUUCCGUUCCCUGAAUAUCUUCUUCCCGAGGUUGACGAUAUUCUGCUGUCAUUAGCACGCAAGCAUCUGUCCAUCUCUCCAACACCGACACCUGGUCAGCCUCAGUACCACCAAGUCAUGUACACAUGGCGCAUCCACAACAACGACUUCCGUGGAGCUGCUGAGAUAUUGUUCGAGCGUCUGCAACGCCUAAGACACAGCACGGCCAAAGUGUUUGAACCAGAUGAUGAGACUUUGGUCGAGGCAUACUUGGUUCUCAUCAACACACUCGCAUGCUGCGGCAAGGACGAGGGGUGGAUUCUUGCAGAGAAGGUCGAAGAGGACAAGAAGCGCAAGAUCGUUACGCUUGAAGAUGUGCGCAAGGAGUACCAGGCAGAGCUGGACCGCAGAAGCGAGAUGCAGCAAGGCAGAUUCGCAUUGACUGCGGGAGAUGAGAUGGACAUGUUCUAA
This is a messenger RNA of Aureobasidium namibiae CBS 147.97, 3786 nucleotides long. RefSeq lists its product as uncharacterized. NCBI's taxonomy places the organism in Eukaryota, Fungi, Ascomycota, Dothideomycetes, Dothideales, Saccotheciaceae. The transcript is spliced from 2 exons. Gene Ontology annotation, cellular component: nuclear pore. Bases 1 to 3786 code for a protein of 1261 amino acids. Gene Ontology annotation, molecular function: structural constituent of nuclear pore. The record is from RefSeq and is a predicted model, not a curated record.